AUGGAGAAGGGAAAUGAGACGUGGCUGGCAGAUUUUAUUCUCUUGGGGCUCUUCCCCGAGAUGAAGUGUGCCAGUGUCCUCGUGUACGGCAUCACUGUAAUCUACCUGGCUUCCCUCGCUGGGAACCUCCUCCUGCUCCUCCUCAUCUGGGUCGACCUGCGGCUGCACACGCCCAUGUACUUCCUCCUCAGCCAGCUCUCUCUGGUGGACCUGGCCCUCAUCAGCACCACCGUUCCAAAGAUGGCAGCCAACUUCUUCUCUGGGAGGAAGCACAUUACCCGUCCGGCUUGCGGCGCCCAGUUAUUCUUCUUCUUUACUCUCGGUGGCGCUGAAUGCAUCCUGUUGACCUUCAUGGCCUAUGACCGGUACGUGGCUGUCUGCAACCCGCUGAGGUACACGGUUGUCAUGAACCACGCAGUGUGUGUGCAGAUGGCUGCAGCGUCCUGGCUAGGCGGCAUCCUAGCUGCCACAGCUCACACGUCUUACACCAUGACUCUGCCCAUGUGUGGGAACAGAGAAAUCCCCCAUUUCUACUGUGAGAUGCCGGGGCUCAUGAAGAUGUCCUGUGCAGACACGUCCACCUAUGAGCUGGUGGUCUUUGGGAUGGGCAUUGCAUUUAUACUCAUCCCCUUUGGACUUAUUAUGUCUUCUUACACUUUGAUCUUCCUCACUGUCCUGCGAAUGAAGUCCCCCCAAGGAAGGAACAAGGCCCUGGCGACAUGCUCGUCUCAUCUUCUGGUGGUCAGUCUUUACUUAGGACCCUGUGUUUAUAUGUACAUGACACCGGGGUCAUCCCACACGCCUGAGCAAGAGCAGGCUGUAUCUGUAUUUUGCACUGUCCUCACACCCAUGCUAAACCCCCUCAUCUACAGUCUGAGAAACAAGGAUGUGAUCGGGGCUUUUCAGAAAGUCUUAGAGAAAUGUCGGAUCUUGAAACAGAAAACAUGA
Messenger RNA from Ochotona curzoniae (black-lipped pika), 948 nucleotides. Its product is annotated as olfactory receptor 2T27-like. Gene Ontology annotation, molecular function: olfactory receptor activity; G protein-coupled receptor activity. Lineage: Eukaryota; Metazoa; Chordata; Mammalia; Lagomorpha; Ochotonidae. The record is from RefSeq and is a predicted model, not a curated record. Gene Ontology annotation, biological process: G protein-coupled receptor signaling pathway. Gene Ontology annotation, cellular component: membrane. The transcript has a single exon. Bases 1 to 948 code for a protein of 315 amino acids.